This is a messenger RNA of Sphaerodactylus townsendi, 1200 nucleotides long. RefSeq lists its product as uncharacterized. Bases 31 to 1188 code for a protein of 385 amino acids. The transcript is spliced from 7 exons. NCBI's taxonomy places the organism in Eukaryota, Metazoa, Chordata, Lepidosauria, Squamata, Sphaerodactylidae. The record is from RefSeq and is a predicted model, not a curated record.
CCGAGCAGACUUCCGAGUCUUCCUUUCGAGAUGCUGAUUUUGGUGUGGCUCGUCGCUUUCCCAAGGGAGAUCACAGGGGCUACUUUCUUUCGCCAACAUGAUCCCAAUGGAAAUCACGGCCUGAGCUGCAACCGACCGGAGGCUGAAUCAAAAACGGAGUACCUCUGGUUCAAAGGAUCUGGUUCGUCAUCCCUGCAAGUGUUUGAACCAAUUGAGAAUGAUCUAAAGAACUCAGCUCCACAAUGCAGAGAACACUCCUCACCAAGUUACAGAAGUAAAACCCUACCCGUGUGUGUUUCUUCUACUGGUGGAAUAUUUGCCUGCACAGUCCUGACAGAGCACCGUACGUGCCCCCUCUUUAAUGAUAUCAAGAACUGCAACAAUUUUGACUUCUUCAUAGUUGCUGUGAGAGACGAGUCGGAGGAAGAGGAACACUUUGGGAUGAUCAAGGAUCCAUCAGAAAAUGUUACAGUCAUUCCAGAAAAAGGCAAUAUCACCCUUACCUGUGGACUGCAAAUUAAACACAGCUCCAAAGUUCUGACCUUGUAUUGGAUUAAGGAGACUGUUCCGAAUCUGUGUCUCUUUUCUGCUUCAAGUGAAGGCAGUCAUGGUAGUAAUUUUUCCAAGGAUGUCAAUUGUUGUGUGGACGCUGACAUUAAAAAGAGACGGACCGCUCCUCCGGUGAAUUUCAGCGGAAGAUGGCUAAAUCACAGCCUCACCAUCAUCAACGCCAUCCCUUCUGACAGCGGGAAGUAUUUGUGUGUGGUUACUAUCUGGAGUAACAAACACGUGUGGAAGAUUGCCUCGAACGUGUCCGUAGAAGUCCAGAAUUCCACAUUGUCGCGUGAGUCUACUACAGCUUACAGUCUUAUGAAACAGUUACAAAUCUCCCUAGGAGUGAUUGUCAGCGUUAUUCCCGUCUGUGGGGCAAUAUGGCUCCUUUGCUGGAAGAAGAAGGCAAAAGGAAAUCCUGCCGCGGAACGUCCAAGGAGUCGGAUGGAAAUUGAACUAGAAGGAGACGACUGCUCCCCCUACGCAGUGAGCAGUCGGAACGACAUAGACAAGGAUGAAGCCCUGUAUUCGGUCGUGAUGAAACCCCCAGGACACAUUUCAACUUUAUCAGACAGCAAGCCAACUUCUCAACCUGGAGAGAAACUGCAUACUGUUUAUGCCCUGGUGACUAAAUAGAGAAAUAAAAGU